Molecule: messenger RNA, 4531 nt
Organism: Phycodurus eques (leafy seadragon)
Lineage: Eukaryota; Metazoa; Chordata; Actinopteri; Syngnathiformes; Syngnathidae
Product: C2 domain-containing protein 2
Source: RefSeq, a predicted model, not a curated record
GAAACGGUAACUUCUCGUACAAUUACACUGCACAUACAAACCUAGUCAAGCGACAAGAGGCACUGUGUCGCUCUCAUCACUUUUUGCCAACAUGUUUCCUGGGAACCUUGUUUUACAGUCUGACACGGUCUUCUGGCGGCGCACGGAGGACUUUGGAUAUAAUUCCUUUUAGGGGAAAGUUUGCCAGUCCUCGCUGCUAAUGAGCUGGUUACGCGAGCUUUAGCCCGGGAUUAGCCACCUGAGCUAACACACGAAUCCAAUGGAGGUGUAUUAUUAUGCAGACUCGCCUGACACUACAAAGUACCUUUAGCUGUUCGGAAGGAAGGUUUAAGGACUUGAAUUUGGAUCGAUUUAUCCUCGAGGAGCAACAUGGACAAGAAGCAUCAUUUGUUUUGGGGUUUGAGGGCAACCCGGUUAUUGGUAAAGAAUAAUUGCUUUUAUUGAUUCUGUCAUUUGAAAGCAAAUAGCGACUCUGAUGAUGCUAGGGACGUUUCCAUUGGAGGUGUGUUAAGCUGCAGCCCUCGUUUUCAUCAGCAAAGAAUGUCCGACCUGGAAAGUUCCAGUUCAUAUUUUGGUCUCGAUGAUCCGCAGUGGCUAUGUAUGGUCACGCUUUUUAUUGCAUCCCUGGUUACCCUGGUACUGUAUUUUGUACAGUAUUUCCAACUAAGGGCAACAGGGUCGGAGAAGACCGUAGCAGAGGAUAAUGCGGCGAAGGAGGAAGCCGCCUCUCUGCUGGGAUGGGCGCUGUCACUGAAUAGCUGGAAAAGUCAGUGGCGAGGAGCAUGGUGCAAGGCUUUGAAUGCCCAGUCAAGGGAGACUCGUGGGAGUCCACUUAUUCUGACCUUCAAAGAAGAUGACGUCGACCCAUCUGAGCUCAUGGUCAGACAAGUGUCCAGCUUUAAGAAAUCUGGCCAAAUCAAGGCUGCUUGCUGCUGCGUGGUCGGUGAGAAGCUUCAGUUCUCUCUUGGUGUGUCCACAGCCACAUCAUUUUCAGCAGACCCUUGUAAAUAUGCAGUGUGUAUAUCCCCACUGGAGCUGCAGCUUGAGCUACAGUUGCAAGAAUCUGAACAUCAGGUCAGAGUGAGCUGGGGAAUUUCUCACCUGGAGACAGAUAUGGUCCAGGUGACACCUAAUUCGAUCCAGGACAAUGUCAGCACUUCCUGUGUGGCAACAGUGAAAGAGCAGUUGAGGCAUGUGCUGUGUUCGACCCAACCCUCUCUGUUAAUGAGCUGCAAGCCUUCUCAGGCCUCUGAGGUCAAGGAAACUUGCAACAAAGUGUUUUCACCCCCCAAACCUCCUCGCGCACAUGAAUGGAAGCUGCUGGUGAAAAACAUUCGCGUAAUGCUCAGUAAGCAGGAAGAUGCUGCAGGCAGCAUAAGUCCUAUGUGUGUACUGCAGUUAGAUGACCCUCCGCAGAAGUAUAAUACAUCCGUUUUGAAGAACACAGCCAAUCCUGCCUGGGAUCAGCCGUUUAUAUUUGAACUGAAUGGCCGAUCAAAAGAGCUUAUUAUUCUAUUAAUGAAUGACGGACAACCUCAAGAGGAUAACUUUCUGGGCCAGGUGUCUGUGUCUUUUGACCUUGUUAGGAAGCAACCUAAAGGACAACAAACAUUUUCACUCAUGACCAAAGAUGUAGUGACAGGAUCAGUUACUACUGAUUUUACCUACCUGGAUCCCAGUGAGGUGAGGUCCUGGCAGCCUCCAACCCCAGCCUCCACCAAGAGAGUGGAGACGGACCGUACUGUCAUGCCCUGUGGCACCGUGGUCACCACCAUCACUGCAGUCAAGAGCAAACCAGGCCGGGUGCUCACUCCAGGACUCAACAUUGAUUCUUCCCAAAAAGCAAUGACCCAAAAGCCCAAGCUUUCAGAGCGACGUGUUUCGGAGCAGACGUCAAUGCUGGGAUCAGCAGUUAGCAAGGCCCUGUCUUCUUCAGACACCGAGCUGCUGAUGCUAAAUGGCACUGACCCUGUGGCUGAGGCGGCCAUCAAACAACUCCAUCAGUCUGCCAAGCAGAAGCUGAGGUCCCCAGUGAAGAAGAGUACCAUCAUCAUCUCUGGGAUUGCCAAAACACCAUUGUCCCAGGACGAUGAGCUGGCUCUGAUGGCGGGCUAUGCUGCGGCAAUGGAUGCUUCAAUGUCAGACGAAAGCUCCUCUCAAGACAUGACUACGGCGAUUGUGUCGGGGAGCAGUAGCCACCCAGAGGGUUCAGAACCUGAGGAAGGUCCCAGUGGAGUGGGCCGCCCGCCCGAGAAUUGGGAGAGCCACACUGGAGAAGACUUAAAUCAUACCUCACUUUCCAUGUGUGUGUCGGAGGUCAGCUGCAAAAAGAGAAGAGGCAGCUUCCUUCAGAAGAGCGCCAAGCUGUUCUUCCGGCGGCGACACCAGCGCAAGGACCCUGGAAUGAGCCAGUCGCACAAUGACCUGGUCUACCUGGAGUCUCCUGCCACUGUGGAGCGGGCCAGCAAAACCGCCACACUCAGCCGCAUGCUCAGCCGCAAGAGCAAAAGCAAAGCUAACGGCUCUGCCUCGGUCGGGCAGCCACCUGCGUGACCCCUCCCCCUUCGACAACUACCACCUCAAACUUGCACUGUGUACAACGUCCUUGGGAUUGAAGUCCUCCGAUGGUUGGCCAGCAUCGUAUGUGACAAUAACUGAGCAGAGUCUUUUACUGCUGCAUACUGUUCCAAUGCAAGUGUGCGGGAGUGGGCAUAUCAUGGUAUUUCACAGGAUAUUAUUUGCACGUUUCCUCAGUUUGGUUUUCUGCAGAAUUCUCAGUGCUUGUGUGGCCUUGUUACCGGCUGAAGGGACUGAUGUAGGCCUUCGUCUCUACCUCCCGGAUGUUGAGUAUAAAAUGUAAACCAUCCGUGCUGUGACCCAUAGCUUUCGUGCAAUGGAUCAACAGGACCAAAGACGAAGAUCAGAGUGGUAUUUGAGGAUUUGCACAGUUUUAAAUAUCUUUUCUAUUUCGGUGCAAUGACUGUUCCAAAUAUUCACAAAGGGAGAUGAUGCAUUGCAAGUGAGCGUGAGUUAGUAAUAUGACUACUUCUGGGCACGAAUACUUUGAAAUAUGGUAUUUCAACACAACAUUUGAAUGCAUAAUGUUAUUUCUUUUAAUCCAAGAUCAGUACAUCAGAUUUGAGUGAUUUGGAAAUACGGUAAUAUCUGUAACGGUAUAAAAAUCAGUAUCAGCCAUGCAAUAUGAAAUACAGUCAGUGGCAUUGCAAGUAAUUACAAUGAAAUAUCAACAUUCAUUUUCAAGAUGGUGGCAGGUUAGCACAUCUGCCUCACAGUUCUGACGACCGGGGUUCAAAUCCCGGCCCCGCCUGUGUGGAGUUUGUAUGUUCUCCCCUGUGCCUGCGUGGGUUUUCUCCGGGCACUCUUGAUUGAAUACUAAAUUGCCCUUAGGUGUGAAUGGUUGUUUGUUUAUAUGUGCCCUGUGAUUGGCUGGCGACCAGUCCAGGGUGUACCCCGCCUCCCGCCCGAAGCUUGCUGGGAUAGGCUCCAGCGUGCCCGCGACCCUAGUGAGGAGAAGCGGUACAGAAAAUGGAUGGAUGGAGUUUUCAAAAUAUCAUAGCUAAAAACCUCACGAUACUGUUGUUGUAAUAAUGUGUGUUUUGAAAAAUUCUAACGUAUUGAGUCUUCCCAAAACAUUUUUAAUGUACACUAAAAUGACCCUCGGUGACCUUCACCCUUUCAACUGUGACAUCACACUCAGCCAUGCUUAGUGUGUUUUACACAAACCAGUUUUCUUUUGAAUCCUAUACUUCCUUGGCUCGAAAGUCACGUUCCCAUCCAUAAUGACUUGUUUUUAAUGUCCUGUAUCUUAGAACACGAUUGAACUUUCUCAAAAAGCAAUCCAGCUAAUGAUUGUGUAUUUUUUUUUUUUUUUGGGAUAUCAUCAAGUGUAAGGUGUGUCAGCACACUGCGGGAACUACUGGUCUUCAUUGGUAAGAUUCAAAACGAUGUGCAGUGCUAAGAUUGCCUUACAGUAGUUCUAUACAUUUUGCCACAAAUGCGCUCUAGGCUUGUUCUUGGGCUCAGCUUUUGUCUCCAUCGUCAGAGCACUGGAGGUCGAGCUGACAGACCCUCAGCUGUGUUCCUACAUCAUCCCCAAUGCCUCAUCAUGAAGCCUAUGCACCUAAGGAAACAGCUACUUCAGCGUUUAUGCCAUCGGAUAUUUCUAGGAACUCAUUUGCUUUUCAUGACAACAUUCCUCUGCGGAAAAUGGAUCAGGGGACUUCUGUGUCCUAAACGGUAUGCUGUGGGUCCUUAUCCUAAUACUGUCUAUGGUCUACCAGCAGUGACUACUGCGUCUUAAAAAUAAAAAAAGGUUGUUUGGAAUUUUGCCGAGUGACUAGUAACCUGUUUGCACUAUGCUACUAUAAAGCAUUCAGUAAACAAAGGGGCUGGUGAAUUUUUGUUGUUGUGGUUGGUAUCUUCUUUGUGCACAAAAAAAAAAACAGAUCAGCUGUACUACUGCUACAGAAUUAACCUAACUGUGUCAAAUUGUUUCAUUUUCAGCAAUAAA